ACUAAAAAAAAAAGUAUUCCGAUUAUUUCUUUUUUUUGUCCCUCUUGUUGCACCUAUACCUCAGGCAUGAAGAAUGAGCUGAAUAGGAAUUACUCAGAGGUGACUGAGUUCAUUCUACUGGGCCUCAGAACCCCUCCAGAGCUACAGAUGCUCUUAUUCCUAGCGUUCUUGCUAAUCUACAUUGUCAUUGUGGUCGGAGAUAUCAGCAUGAUAUUCGUCAUUUGGGUGGACUCCAGGCUUCACACCCCUAUGUAUUUUUUCCUUAGAAACUUGUCCUAUUUAGACCUCCGCUACUCCACUGACAUUGCUCCUAAAACUCUGGCCAACUUCUUGUCUAAUGAAAAGAAAAUUUCUUACAAUGGCUGUGCAGCCCAAUUUUUCUUCUUCGCCCUCUUUGCCACAACUGAAUGCUUUCUUCUGGCUGUGAUGGCAUUUGAUCGAUUCUCAGCCAUUUGCUCUCCUCUCCUUUACCCAGUGCACAUGUCCCAGAAGGUCUGUGUUUGGUUGGUAACUGGCUCCUAUAUCUGUGGAGUCAUUAACUCCGUAGUACAAACAGGUUUCACCUUGAGUUUGCAUUUCUGUGAAGAAAACAGAAAUUUGGACCACUUUUUCUGUGAUGUCCCAGCCCUGAGUGAGAUCUCAUGUGUUGACACCUUUGUGAAUGAGAUUGUGCUGUUUGUUUUCUCUGCUUUUAUCAUCAUCGCUAUGACAAAGGCGAUUCUGGUAUCUUACGCUUAUAUCCUCUCCACUGUCUUGAAGAUCCCCUCAUCUCAGGGCAGGAGUAAGACCUUCUCCACCUGUGGUUCCCAUAUAGCAGUGGUGAGUUUAUUCUAUGGGACUGUGUUCUUCACGUAUGCUCAACCUGGGGCCAUCACCUCACCCCAGCAAAACAAGAUCAUUGCUGUGUUCUACACAGUUAUAAUUCUAAUGCUGAACCCUCUAAUAUACAGUCUGAGAAACAGAGAUGUGAGAGAUGCUGUGAAAAGAAAAUUAUGUGGGAAAUGAUCCUCUCACUGAUGUUUUUAAGGCCAUCAUUUAGUGGACACAAUUUAUUUUCCAAGAUUUCUAGUUCAAAAUAUGUCUGGUUCCAGAAUUUUUAUAUCUAAAUAUGUACUCAGUGUAUGGCAUGUGAAAUACUGUAAAAAUGUAGUUUUGCAACCUAGAAACAACCACUGUAAGCAUUUUAUUCUACUUUCUUAUAAUAUUUAUUAAUCAAAUGUAAAUUAUAUUAGU
Molecule: messenger RNA, 1233 nt
Organism: Loxodonta africana (African savanna elephant)
Lineage: Eukaryota; Metazoa; Chordata; Mammalia; Proboscidea; Elephantidae
Product: olfactory receptor 9S13-like
Exons: 1
Coding region: 67-1005 (312 amino acids)
Biological process (GO): G protein-coupled receptor signaling pathway
Cellular component (GO): membrane
Molecular function (GO): G protein-coupled receptor activity; odorant binding; olfactory receptor activity
Source: RefSeq, a predicted model, not a curated record